Sardina pilchardus (European sardine) is the source of this 2697-nucleotide messenger RNA. RefSeq lists its product as uncharacterized. NCBI's taxonomy places the organism in Eukaryota, Metazoa, Chordata, Actinopteri, Clupeiformes, Clupeidae. Gene Ontology annotation, molecular function: DNA binding; protein dimerization activity. The transcript has 2 exons. The coding region runs from base 44 to 1816 and encodes 590 amino acids. The record is from RefSeq and is a predicted model, not a curated record.
CAUGUUCUGAUACAGCCCUGCAGCAGAGGGAGAGGAGAGGACCAUGUCCAAGCGCAAAGUCUCUGUGGUCUUUGACCAUUUUUACAUUCCAGACAACAAAGAAUUGGUGUGCAAGGCUCGCUGCAAAUACUGUCCCCUAGAGAUGAGUUUCAACAGGAAAGCCACCAGCAACCUGCUCAACCACAUGAAGAGGAAACACGCCUCUAUACCGCUGGGCCCUUCCUCUAGCAUCAGUGAACAAUGGCCUGGCACAGAAGCCACAUGUAGCCAACCACAAUCACCCAACAAAUGGAACAGCAACGAUCCCAGUCAGAUCCUUGGCAAUCAGGCCCUGGUCAAUCUGAUUGCCGGGGAGCAACUGCCCGUCUCUAUUGUGGAGAGUCCGUUCUUCCUUUCCUUCAUACAGGAGAUUCAGCCCAGCUACAACGUGCCUGAUGGGGAGUAUUUUGUCAACACGCUUCUGGAUCAACAGACCCGCUUUCUACAGGACAAACUGAAGACUCUGUCCAACACCGCACAGAGCGUCUGUUUGACUGUAGAUGUUUGGAACGCAAUGGAAUUCAGCUACAUGACCAUCACUGGACACCUGGUCAUCAACUACACCUUGAAAUCAGUCUUGCUCUCCUGCAAGCGUACAUGCGGGCAACAGCUGAGAGUCAGCACUACUAAGGAGAUUGACAAUGUGCUGACCCAGUACAAUAUCUCCAGAGAGGCGAUCAUCUUACUGAGUGAAAGCCCAGCACAAGAUCUCAUCAAGCUCCCUGGGUUUGAGCAAAUGGAGAGAGACAGUAGCAGCACUACCGGAAUAUUAAAAACGGAGGAUGACGAAGAUGCCGCAUACGAGAGUGGAGUUGGUGAACAGACACCAGGAAGCAUGACGGCACCGUUCAACAUUCAGCCUGGGCCCUCCUUCGCUCAAGCUCUCCAGCUGGUUGUUAGGGAUGGUUUGCAGGCAUCACCACAAGCUACCACCAAUGCCUUGGCUAAAGUUUAUGCCGAGACUGCUGAAGGACAUAGCAGCAGCAACAUCCAGCCAGCCUCAGAUUGGAGCAGUCAAAUAAAGGAGGUGAGGCACAGUCUUAGCCAGUCUGGGGACCGACAAACCCAACAUGCAAACGUUAGCAGCUUCGAUGGGAGCCCAUAUGAAAGAAGCUUGCUGGAGGCCUUUAUCCACACCCUGCAGCCCUUUGAGGAGAUCGCCGACCGCCUCAGAAGGGAGAGAGUGGUGCCUGCCAGCCUGGUCAUCCCCUCCAUCCAGGGCAUCAGGAAGCACCUGAGGUCACCAACGGAGCAGAACCAGAAGCUGGUCGUCGCUCUGGAGGUGGCGCUGGAAAAGUGGCUGACUCCUUUCGAGGGGCGCUGGUGCUACCGGAGAGCGACGGCCUUGGACCCCCGACUGAAGCUGCGCUGGUGUGAGGGGGAGCGGGCGCUCCAGAUGCGGCAGGACCUCCUGGGCCUCACCGGCGGAGCCGAGAGGAACGCCCAGAGUGGUGAGGACAUGGCAACCAGCUCGCACACCCAGGCCAAGAGGAGAAGCCUCUUCCCUUUUUUUGAGGAUGAACCCCAGGACAGCCAGCCGGACACCCAGGACGAGGUGGAGACCUAUCUGCUGGAGCCCUGUAUCCCUUACCACCACGACCCACUGGUUUAUUGGCGGGGCAACCAGCACCGCUUCCCUCAGUUGGCAGAGCUGGCACUUAGGCACCAGGCCAUCCCUGCUCUUCCUGUGCCCGCUAUGUAUUCAGAUAACGCCAGGAUCUCAGACGAGGAGUUUGAGAAGCUCAUGUUUAUCAAGCUCAACAGUGCUCUGCUGUGAGAAACAAACCCUUCUCUAAGAUAGCCAAGUUAGGUCCCAGAUCAUCAACUUGUCCAACAAGACUGCUAGCUCUCUUCAAAUCUAUGGAGACCGUGCACUACCACUUCCUGCUGGAUUACGAUAACUUAGUUAUGUUAGUAUACCUUUGUUCUGUCCCGGCCUUUAUUUCACCCCGCUUGCCUACGGUGGGCCAAAUACCACACUGAUUUAACAAACCACAGCAGCUCUAUAAUGGUUGAUCUGGCUGUUCAGUAGCUAAACAUGUAGUUGUUACUCUGAUGCCACAAUGUUAGGUCAUUCCUUGCUGCUCUUAGUGAGAGGCCAGCAUACAUUCUCAUCUGAGAAGUGUCAUGGAGGUUAAGCCAAGUUAAUGAACAAGCUAUUAGCCAGGAUUUAGAAUGCUUUAGAAACAUCCCUGAUGGAGAAAGAUACAAAACUGAUGUAUGGGCUUAUAUGUAAACCUGAAGUCUGUUCAACUCAACCAUCAAUAUACCGAUAUGACACACCACAUGAGCAACAUUAAGGGUAAACAAACGUUGGUACUCACCUUCCUCAUACACAAGCUUGGCUGUGUGGUCCAGCUCAUUUAUUUUAUGGACACUGCUGCUUGUCGCCACCUAGUGGACAAUUACAGAAUGGUUAAGAUACAGAAGCUUCACCCUAAUUCUACUGCUUCAUCUUUUGUCUGGUCAUGUAUACUGCGAUAUGUGCAUUUCAGUACCACCCAACUUGAGUGAUUAAGUGAACAUCACAUUGAUUUACUAAACACAAUGUAUAUAUUGAAGCCAUUCGUAAGCAUGUACACACCCUUGCGCAAUGCACCUUCUGUGAUAAACAGAUCUGAACAUGUUUAUCGUUAAAUAAAACAUUUGAGAAAUGAA